Messenger RNA from Syngnathus acus (greater pipefish), 900 nucleotides. RefSeq names its product thioredoxin domain containing 17 (gene txndc17). Gene Ontology annotation, cellular component: cytosol. The record is from RefSeq and is a predicted model, not a curated record. The transcript is spliced from 4 exons. Lineage: Eukaryota; Metazoa; Chordata; Actinopteri; Syngnathiformes; Syngnathidae. Gene Ontology annotation, molecular function: protein-disulfide reductase [NAD(P)H] activity. The coding region runs from base 120 to 491 and encodes 123 amino acids.
UCCUAACUUGACAAAUGUAACAUCAUAUGACACUCUCACACACUUCACUGGCGCCACUUCUUCCUUAAUUUUCACUUUAUUGACUCGUCUUCACGCUACUAUCUUUGCCGAUCCAACCCAUGGCGCAGUACGAACAAGUGAACGUUCGCGGCUAUAGCGAAUUCUGCAAAGCUGUGGCAGACAGACCGGGCAAAGCUAUUUUUGCUUACUUUUGUGGUGACAAAGACGAACAUGGCAAGAGCUGGUGCCCAGAUUGUGUCAGAGCUGAGCCAAUCUUAAAGGGAGCAAUGAGUGUCCUCCCCCAGGGCUCAGUCUUCAUCUACUGUCAAGUUGGUGAAAGGAACUAUUGGAAGGACCCAAGCAACGAAUUCAAGACUACGCUGAAGCUGACUGGGGUGCCGACACUGCUGCGAUACGGCACUCCUCAGAAGCUGGUGGAGGAGGAAUGCUUCAAAGAAGAUCUAGUGAAGAUGAUGUUUACUGAAGACUAAGAGAGACAACCAUCUGUGCCUUCAGAUGCUCUCAAAUGAAUCAAGAAAGACAACAAUGGCCCUUCUUAAUGAUACUCAAUUUAGUGACAAUGUUGUGCUUUUUUAAAAUUGUCUUUGUUCAUGUGUUGUAACAUUUAAUAGUCAUGCCUGAUGCAGAAAUGUGUCACUUUCUUUCAAUUAAAAUCACAAUUUCAGAACGUAUAACUGGACAUAAAUAAACCUAACACCUGUAGGUUGCUUCUGUAAACACUAGAUGGCGAACUAUCAUCAUGUUUUACAAGUACAUCACACGUUGAACAAUAUUGUGUACCGUGUAUAAUUUUGUAAAAUGGGGGGCUAAAAAGACGACACAGAUGACACAAAAACAAAGUGCGUAAGUUAUUAAAACCUUUAAUAUUCACGACCUGCA